CUAGCAUGUCUGCUCUCAGGCCUGCCUCUGUGUUCUACAGCGGCUACACACACACAGUAGUGUCUGUGAGCACUUCUGUGUACUCAAAGGUUUUCUACCCGAGAGGCAUAACCCAGGCCAGCUGAUUCAUCAGAAUCAGCUGGUUCGCCAUGUUUACAAGGGCAUUCCCAUGGAUAUCUGGUGCCAGGUGUGGUCAGUCCUCCUCAACAUCGAUGAUAUCAAGGGGAAAAAACCCAGCACAUACCAGGAGAAGGGGAAGAGGUCCUGUGAACAGGUGCACCAGAUCGACCUGGAUGUGAGGAAGACACUCAGAAGACACUUUCUUUUCCAGGAGCAAUAUGGCCUCAAGCAGCAGGAACUAUUCCACGUCCUGCUGGCCUAUGCAGAGUAUAAUCCGGAGGUGGGCUACUGCAGAGACCUGAGCCAGGUGGCCACCUUGUUCCUGCUGUACCUUCCCAAAGAGGACGCAUUCUGGGCACUGGCACAGCUGCUGGCCAGUGAGAGGCACUCCCUGCAGGGUAGGUGGACAGGUGCCCCUGGGGCCUCUUGCUACCAAACCCGGGGAUGGCCACCCUGGCCAGGUGAUCACAACUUUCAGUGAAGGCACCUUCCUGUGUCGCCAGCUUGUUGGGAGCCUUUAGGAUGUCUCUGCUGAGGGUCCCACAGGAGCUGGAGGCUGACCCCCGGAGCCCAAGCCUUUCAUCCCCAUCAGCAGAGGGCAUCUCAUCCUCCCCAUGGCUGACCUCGGUGUCCUGGAGCCACACCCUCCGGCUCUGAUUCUGUGCAGCUGACUCUCUUCUCCCUGACAGUCUUCCUGCCCUUCAGUUGCCUGGGCUGCAGCUGCCCUUGGUCCCCACGAAUGGGCUGACUGAGCCCAGAGGGCAGCAUCUUCCCAUCCCGUGUCCUCUGGCCUGACGCCACUUCCAGGAGACGACCACGAAGGCCAGCACCCACUGUGUUCUGGCCGCCCUCUGUCCUGACCUCAAAGUCAGCCUUGCCCUCCCAGCACCCUGGCCCAGGAGGCCUCCAGGAGCACCUCCAGCCAGGCUCCAGGAGAUGUUCCCACCCCUUCUCCCCAGGUCCAAAACUGCAUGCUGGGGUCAGCAGAUGGGAGGGUGGGAGGCCUCGUGGAUUUGGGGCUUCUGCAGCUCUCCAGCUCUUCCAGCUGAUGGCUCCACAUCUUGGGAGAGGGCUCUGAUUUCAUGAUGGGCUGGGGGCUUCUCAGGAUUCCACAGCCCAAAUGGCGGGACAGUCCAGGGGCUCCAAGACCAUCAGGAGCAUGUGGUGCUCUUGUCACAACCCAAGACCAUGUGGCAUCUGGUGAGGUUAUGGUCCUCUGACUCUUCUUCAGAGGCCCUGCAUCACGUGGGCUGGAGGAGCAGGGGGGCUGGAGCCCCUCCUGGGGCUGAUGACAGGCUGAGUGGCAGCCAGGGCCUGACCUGGGACAUGGGGUUCUCUGUGGGCUGGGAUUUGGGGUUUUUUUCCAGCCAUGGAAGAGACAGAGGUACAGGAACUGAGACCCAGCUCCCGCAGAGCAGGGCCAAGGGCAGUGUGUUUCCUGGGAGUGCAGGAAGGGGAAGGUGUUGUGGGGAGCCCCGGACACCGCCCAGUGUUCUGCACUUAGGGAGGGGUCUUCAGUGGGCCCUGGAAGAGGGAGGUUUCUAGAGCAGCCCAGGGGGCCCUGAGAACCUCUGUUCCUCCCAUUAGGACAAGGAAGGACGAGGCGCACAGGGUUCCUCAUUAGGCUGCCUUCUCCAGAUGCUCAAUGAUGAGGUAAGGAGGCACAGGGCAUCUCGGGGACCUUCCUUGCCCUGCAGUGCCUGCUCACCCCCGGCCCACAGGAGGCACAUGCAGGUCCCCACAGGACACACAGCAAGACCCUCUGCCCCACAGGUAUCAUCCCAAUGCAGAGGCAGGGGCUGGGGACCAGCCUCAUGACAGACUGGCCCAGGAUCUGACUUGGGAGGGCGAAGGGAAGCCUCGAGCCCCUCUCUCCAAAAGCCACAUCCCCACUGAAAUGAAUGCCCCCCAUGAGGAGCUGCGAGACCUUGUCUGACCCAGCCUCCCGGGGGGGUCAGGCCACCCUCAUGGGGAGGGUCACUGACUCUGGGGACUGAAGCCCCAAUGGGCCCAGCUUGAGCCCCAGCCUCAGCCUGGAAGGGCCAGGUCCUCACACACCUGCUGUCCCCACAUAUCUCUCUCGGCCUCACCCUGCGCCUGUGGGAUGUCUAUCUCAUGGAGGGGAAGCAGGCGCUGAUGCCCAUAACGAGAACCAUUUUCAAGGUUCAGAGGAGUAAGUCAACCUGUGACCUGGGGAGCACUGGGGUCAGAACCCAGUUGACCCGAGGGAGCUUCCUCACACUGUCCUCAUGAUCCUCUGUUCUGGCCCAGAGGGAGGUCUGGCCGGGUGGGCUGGGAGGGCACAGUGACACUGAACCCACCCCCCACAUGACCCAGAUGAAAGUCGGGAGUGUGGUGAGCACUGCCCUGCCCAGGCCGUCCCCCAGCCACAGCCUCCUGUGCACAUCUGAACCCCUGGGGUGGUCACAAAAGGAUCUGGCACCGCCCAGUGAGAAACUGAAGUGGCCAGGGGGUAUGGGCUCUGACCCCUCCCAGGGAACUCUCCUGGCCUGAUGCCCACCCUGUCCCUAAAGCCCUUCCUGAGAACAUCGAGGUCUGGCCUGUGGGCACGUUUUCGGGACUUGUUUUCCCAUACCUGGGUGUUGAAUGAUGAAAAGGUGUUGAAAGAUCUUUGGACCUCCAGGCAAAAAAUGACAAAGAAGCACGAGGACCUGCCAUCCUCCAGUGCCAGGUCCCCUCCCGAGUCACCCUCUGGGGAAGUCAAUAGUGGGGGAAUGCCUGGGACCCCCAACCCUACUACCUGGCCCUCCCUCUUCAGCCUUUCUUCCUCCUCUUCCUCCUAGACUGUAAGAAAGUACAGUAGGCCCACCGGUCCUCAGGGCAAGCGCUCAGUGCGUGUGGACUGGACGUGCUGUGCACGCAGGAGGGGGAUGUGGGCAAGACCCUCCAACAAGCCCCCUUCCACUUUCCAUGGUGGUCCAUUGUCCCCCUCAUGGGGCCCUUGAGAGCACUGGAGGAGCCAGAUCCAUUUGUAAGAGCCCCCGUCCCUCCCUGUGAGCACUGACAGCCUCAGAGAGCAGCAGAGGCCCCUAACUCCUGCACACACCUUCAAGGGUGCCAGGACCACAACCUUGACCCAGGGAGACAAGGGAAUCAGUGUUCCUGACCCCUAGAGCAUUCAGGGACAGGACACAGGUAGGAUCCCGGGCCCAGAGCCAGAGCCCAGAGUUCAGCCAGAUGUGGGAACGGUCAGUGCUGGCAUGGACUGGGAAGUUCAGGAGAGCAGAGGGUGACCCACGUCCAGGCCCAAUCAGGUCCCCAUGGGAGGUGGCAAGGGGGCUGGGUGACAGCCAAGGCCCCUCUCACCUGAGUUCUGCCUGGGGGCUGUAGCCCUGGGAGGAGGGUGUGUGGCAGGAAGCCCCCAACCAGCCUGAACCCCAGGGGGCAGUCCCAGGAGCCACCUGCCAUGCCCUGACGGUGUCCUCACCCCAGGUGGCAUGUUCCCCUCCCUCUGGGAUCAGCAGACUACAGGUGUGUCCUCAGUGUCAGAUCACAGGGGCCACACAGAGCCCCCCAGGACUGCAGAGACCCAGGCAUGUGGGGCCCAGCCCGGAAAGGCCUGCAUGGGCUCACUGGAGACGCCGACUGUACCUGUUUUCCUUUCAGCCAAACCCGAGGAAGGGUCCUCAGCACCCAGGCCCAUGCUGGCUUCACCUGGCAGGAACACCCACUGCAAGGGGGACAGUCAGCCCCCUCCCAGCCCAGCAACCUGGUUCCAGCGGCCCAGUUGGUCAGCUCCCCCAGCAUGGCCAGCUUGUUCUUUCCCACCCUGUCCUGGUGGGGCUGUCUGUGAAAACACCUACCCUGGGGGCGCUCAGGGUGUGUCUAGCCUGGCCCUUGCUCAGGGAGGACCCCCCCAUUCCUGGUGAUUCAUAGAAUGGAAUUCUAUGCCCCAGUUCCCGACCGACCUAAAUGUGGGGGGCCCUUGGUUCCCCUGGUAUCAUUUUGAAAAGAGCUGCUGGGUCCGUGUCCCUUCUGACUGUGUCCUGGACAUCCCUGGGACCACGGGACAGGCCUAGCCCAGGAAGUCCAUGGGGACCCUGACACCGGGCCCUGCCCAGGCCUAUCAGGACUAAGAGGAAGGUCGGGAGAUAUCCCCACUGCAACAUGGGCACCUGUAUUUGGCCCCUUCACCAAAUGACUGUGACUGGAAGGAGCCAGGGGGGCACCCCACAGGCUCCCAGCCCUAAUCCUAACACUAACCCUGACCCUGACCCUGACCCUAAUCCUAACCCUAACCCCACAGCCCCAGACACCUUGGAAAAUCCCAUUCAAUGGGGAGCCUUGUCCCAUUAAGGCCACGAGAGAGAGAGAGAGAGAGAGAGAGAGAGAGAGAGAGAGAGAGAGAGAGAGAGA
Molecule: messenger RNA, 4497 nt
Organism: Callithrix jacchus (white-tufted-ear marmoset)
Lineage: Eukaryota; Metazoa; Chordata; Mammalia; Primates; Cebidae
Source: RefSeq, a predicted model, not a curated record